ACUCUGGCAUUGCUUGCCCUUCCUCUGGUCUAUAGUCUCGUCAAAUGGCUUCUCUCGACCAGGCGACCCAGUCAAUUCCCCCCCGGGCCACCAGGUGCGCCCUUUCUCGGCAACUGGCACCAGAUCCCUUCUCUCUUGCACUGCUUUAAGCUCCAUGAGUGGGCGAGGCAGUAUGGCCCCAUCAUGGGCCUCAAGCUGGGACCUCGCAACGUGGUCGUGCUGAACGAGGGCUCCCUGGUCUACGAGCUGAUCGUAAAGAAGGCCAACUCCUUCUCGGAGCGCGUCCCCAUGUACAUCGCCCAGAACCACAUCUUGCCCGAGGGCAAGCACUCCUACAGCCUGUUUAUGCGGAACGACUACGGCGGCCGGCUGCGGACCCUCUCGAAACAGACCGUUGUCGGCUCUGGGCUGAACAACCUGGCUCCUCUGCAGAAGGCGGCGGCUACGCGUUUGCUCUAUCAGCUGUACCAGGAUGGCGAGCAUUGGGUCGAGCAUCUCAAGCCAUGGUCGCUCGAAACUCCCGUCGCCAUGAUGAGCGGCGCGCCGAUCCAGGACUACGUCCGCGACUUUGGCAAGCAGUGGAUCGAAGACUAUAACCUCUCUCAGCAGCUGUGGAUCGAGCUCCUGGAUCAGCUAAGCCCGCCGGUUGACCUCUUCCCCAUCUUGCGUUGGGUGCCAGGUCUCAUCGCGGAAUGGAAGCGCAAAGCUCCGGUGGCGCGCAAGUACCUCCUGGACGCGUACAACGGGGUCAUCGAGCAGGCCGAAAAGAGCAUGAAGCGUCAGGGCGGCACCUUCAGUCACCUCGCCAUCAUUCCCAAGCUCCUCCGUCAGGAACCGGAUCAUUUCACCAACAAACAGGGGCUCGACAACACGGUCUUCAUGGGGGGCCUAUUUGAUGCCGCUGUAGGGUCCACCCUCAUGUCGUUCCAGACCCUGAUCCUCGCCCUGGCCGCCCACCCCGAGGUGCAGCGUAAGGCGCAGGAAGAAGUCGACCGCGUGUUUGGCACCGAGCAGCUGCCGGAGCAGAUCGAGCUGGACAAGCUCCCCUACAUCCACGCGUGCGUGACCGAGGCGCAGCGGUGGCGGCCCCUGGGGGCCUACUUCAUGGGCCAGUUCGGCCUGCCGCGCGAGUGCGUGCACGAGGAGGAGAUUGGCGGGUUCCGGAUCCCGCGCGGGGCGUCGGUCGUGAUCAACCAGUGGUCGAUCCACCACGACCCGGACUUCUACGACCAGCCGGGGCGGUACGACCCGGAGCGCUACGUCAAGAACCCCGUCGGCGCCAAGGAGGGCGUUUCGCAGCCCGGCCGCAAGCCCAUCUACACCUUCGGCGCCGGCCGGAGGGAGUGCAUGGGCAAGGACUUUUAUUUCCAGAACGCCCGCAUCGCCUGCGCCCAGGUCCUCUGGGCCUUCGACAUCGUCCCCGACGGGGACCUCGACAUCGACGCCCGCACCGGCUUCACCCCCGCCGUCGUCAUGAUGCCCAAGCCGUUCAAGGUCAACUUCGUCCCGCGC
This is a messenger RNA of Thermothelomyces thermophilus ATCC 42464, 1512 nucleotides long. RefSeq lists its product as uncharacterized. Gene Ontology annotation, molecular function: monooxygenase activity; oxidoreductase activity, acting on paired donors, with incorporation or reduction of molecular oxygen; heme binding. NCBI's taxonomy places the organism in Eukaryota, Fungi, Ascomycota, Sordariomycetes, Sordariales, Chaetomiaceae. The annotation marks the transcript as partial. The record is from RefSeq and is a predicted model, not a curated record. The transcript is spliced from 3 exons.